AUGGUUAAUUCAAAUAAAAACGAGAGUCAGGAGGAAAAUACCCAUGAAAAAAUCGAUAUCAGGAUAGAAAUGAACGACGAUGAUGAUCCUUGUAUAGGCUCAACCGCAGCGACAAUAGCGACGACCUCUUCAAAUAUGACAGAGCCAUCAAGAAACGAAGUAUGCGAUACAAAAGUAAUAAAUCAAGAAAAGGACAAUAGUGCUGCUGCUGCUGUCGAUACUAGCAAUAAUGAUGAUGAUUCUGUUGAAACAAGAGAUGUCACUACGACACUUGAGAAUAAUGAUCGUUAUCCAGCGCCAACAAUACAAGCGCCAGAAAUGAUUCAUUUUCGAGCAUCACAAGAAACGUUGGUGGCGAUGCCAAUAAAUACUACAGAAACGCUGCAUGAUCACGAACACGGCCCAAUUUCACCAGCAACGCAAUCAUGUUGCAUUAGAAAUCCACUUCCAACCAGAAUUUUUUUUGGCGUGUUUUUCUCAUGGAGUAUAGCUUGCAUUAUCAGUGGGUGUUUAUCUAUUGAUUAA
Messenger RNA from Ambispora leptoticha, 525 nucleotides. The record is from the annotation of a GenBank genome assembly. Lineage: Eukaryota; Fungi; Glomeromycota; Glomeromycetes; Archaeosporales; Ambisporaceae.